This is a messenger RNA of Paramecium sonneborni, 779 nucleotides long. The record is from the annotation of a GenBank genome assembly. Lineage: Eukaryota; Ciliophora; Oligohymenophorea; Peniculida; Parameciidae.
AUGUCUUAAAAUAUAUUAAAAGACAUACUACAUCUGGUAUGAGUAAAACACUAUUUUUAUAAGUUAGAAGGACCCUCUUCAGACUCAUUCAAAGACCUAGACUCCUAACUAAUGUUUAUCAAAGAUGCCAUUCUCCGUAAUUAACUUAAUCAAGAUUAUUAAGAACUUGAAAAACAAGUUUAAAAAUAUGAAGGUGAAAUCAGAAAACAUAUUAGAGUAAAACUCAUUAUUCUUAUCAUUAGACUGAAUAAUAAAUCAAACUCUAUUGUGAAUAACUCUAAUAACAAUUAGAACAAUUGCAAUAAAAUAAUAAUAACAAGAACUUUAUUCAUGUAUGAGUUCUAUUCAUUUCUUAGUAACUGAAGAAAGAAAUUCUAUUAUUGCAUGAAUAAAAUAAGCAACUUAUUGAAGAAAAUACGCUUCUCAAAAAGAAGAUACAAGAAACUAAUGAAAUUUAACAUUCUACCAUUUCAAGCAAACAACCUUCUAAAUUAGCCGAUUUUAUUCGUAAACAAAAACUUCCCAAUGACAGGGACACAUAUCUUAGUAAUACUAUUGAUGUUUCUUCUAUAUAUAAAAAAGAUUAAAAUAGAUUGAACUCGAAAACCAUCUCACAAUAAACUACUGAAUAGAAUUAUGAUCAUAAUAAGUAAUUUAUUAAUAAUUUUAACAUUAUUUGUAAUAAAUAAAAAAUUACAUGCAAUAUUUAUAGAUAGAAAAAGAGUUUUAGUGAACAUAAGCAAAUCAAAAAUAAGUUAGAUAUAUCCUCUAUUAAUUGA